Heterotrigona itama is the source of this 5492-nucleotide messenger RNA. NCBI's taxonomy places the organism in Eukaryota, Metazoa, Arthropoda, Insecta, Hymenoptera, Apidae. The record is from the annotation of a GenBank genome assembly.
AUGUUAUUUAUUAAAGUAUAACAUUUAUUAAAGUAUUCUAUUAUAAAUCGAAAUAUGAUAAGUUUCCAUUAUAAAUCGAAGAAUCAUUGAAAUCAGUGAUACUUGCUUUAAAAAGUAUAAAAUCAGUAAGUAAGAUAACAUCAGAAAAAAUUUCUCGGGAUUACAUGAUUAUAACAAUAUCAUUGUGACUGUCUUUGAAUUUGGUUUUUUAUACGUCAUAAGAUUAUCCAAAAAAAAUAUAAAGCUCCGUUUAAAGAAAUACCAAUGUUCUUGAAAUCUUGUAAAAAUGACGUUGAGAACAAAUCCAUUUCUCAUCAGAUGUACCCUCUCGAAACUAUAUAACUUUGUCAAACAUUUCUUAAAAUUUAAAAUAACAAAGAUGUUUAAAUGCUCCUUUAAUAUACUGCUUUGUAUAUUUACAUUUAUAUUUAUGUUAUACAAGAUAUACAGAAAACUUUAUAUUAUAAAUUAUUUAGAGAAAAGAAAGUAAUGCGAUUAUAUAAACAUAGAAUCAGCUGUUAUAUGAAAAUCAGCUGCGUACACAUUGACUAAAAGGCAAGUUUAAAUUUUUCAUUAUGAAAAACAAAUCCAGAAUUUAUUCCUAGUAAUUAUUUUAUAAUAUUUUUGAAGAUGAUAGUAUUUACCAUUUUCUUAAGUAAAUAUUUUUUUUUAAUUUUUCACUUUGUAAAAACGAUGAAACGCAAGAAUUUUACAUGCAUAACAUUAAACUCAUUUCACGGGCAACGAACUUAUCCAGGAUUUUUUGUUUCUUUCCUGUGUUCGUCCUGGCAAAUUAUUAUAUCGAAAAUUAUGCUGAAGCAUAUACAGAAAAUUAUUCAUAAACGGUAUACGCUGCUGAGCGAUAAUAAUUAGGCGUGUGCAUUUUCUGUUGCAAUAGCUCUCAUUUUAUCACGCUUGCUUUCUUCUGAUUAACACGAUGCAAUGCGAUGCGAUUUCAAGGCGAGUUUAGUUCAGUGAUUUUUUUUUGAUGCAUUAUUAUGUGCAUGCAAAAAGUGUCUUGAUCGUGAGUGUUAUUCGUGAACUUCCAGAUUCUGUUUUUCCAGACGUUAUUUAGAAAAAUCGAAUAGAUACCGUGAAACUGAGACCGACAGGCUUUGCAGUGUUUACGAUAAGAAAUGGUUGCCGAAAAUGAAAAAGCCGCGUCCUAAUACGCAUCAGCCAAUCUUGUUUCCAUUCUAACAUUUUAUCUAGUUUACAUAUUUGCGAUAAUGUAAUCGUAUUCGCUUUGUCAGAUGUACACGAUUGUUUGUCUCAAUUUACGGGUUGCAAUUCAAUUCUCUUAUUUUUCGCGAGACUUUCACAAGAUGAGAAAAUUAUAUAAACCAACAAGUUUAAAGGGUCAUAGAAUUCUAUAGAAUUUAUUGUUUGAAAAAAUUAAUCAGACACUUCGAUCGUUUGAAUAAGAAACUAUUUAAUACAUUAAUUAAUAAAUAAUAUUGUGUAGAUAAUUAUUACAUAUAUUAUAUAUGAAAUAUUAUGUAACUUCUUCAAAAUAUAUAGCUCAUAGUUGUUGUAUUAAAUUUAAAAAAUUGUUGAGUGCAAUAUUAAUUGUUAUUAUUACAAUUUUACCGAAGUAGUCGAAACGAAUAAUUAAAAGCAAAGACAAAAAAUAAAAGUAAAAGUUAACGAUAAAAAUUGUUUCACUUAUAGAUUGAACGCGAAGUUGUUUUGUCAUCGGGAGACAAAAAUUCCAAGAUUCCCAUUCUUCACGAGUACAAACAAAGAACUGCCGGAAGAGUCGCUAUUGCACCGGAUGCACCGAUCAAACAACAGGCUUGGGUUCAAGAGGUCGACGUCAGCUGCAUCGCUGUUAAAAACAGCCAAAAUCGAUGAAGAAAAAAGCAAAUCCAUUUCAAAGACUUAUCAUACGAUUAAGGAUAUGAUAUCAAGUCGUUUCGGACAGAGUCGUAAGGAUGUUGAACCGGAACCGGAAGCGAGCUUGAACAAUGUUACAGACGAAUUGAGAAAAUCAAGCAAGAGCAUCGAUGAAGAAGAAACGAAGAAAAGGGAAGGGAUUUAUGGUAAACCACGAGCACAGGAACCUCCUAUUAAUAUGCAACAAUAUCCAAAAAAUGCUUGUGGUCAGUAUGGACAUUCGUACAGUUACCUGAGCAAUCAGCAGAAUGUAUCACUUCCUGGACAACUUCAGCCUACAUCGCAGAUUCAACCCAAUUUACCAGGUCAAAGUGCUCAGCUCCACGUAACGCAUCACACUCCACCUGCAGGAGUUCAAACAGUUCAUCAAACUCAAGUUCCUGGAUUUGGCCAAUCAGCUACAGGUGGCCAGCAGUUGCAAAGUGUUGCGAGAGAAUAUGUUGUUCAGGGACCAUCUGGAUUGCCGAGUCAGCAAUUGCAUCAAGGACUUCAUCAGAAUCCUCAGAAUCAGGGCCACAGUACGCAGAUACAGAAAUCUCACGGUCUGGGAAUGCAAUCCCAUCAAAUAGGGAAUGCGGCGAUGCAGCCAUCGAAUCAAAAUUUCCAAAGUGCCCAGCAACUGUUGCAUCAAAAUCAUCAAAGUCCCAGAUUCGCACAGCAGCACGCGCAGAACAUGCAUCAACGGCAACUGAUACAACAGAUGCAUCAGCAGCAACUAGCCGGACAACAGAAUAGUCAAACUGGCGGUGCAAGGAACAUGCAACAACAAAACUAUUUCUCGAACAACGUGUCUUAUCAACAGUACCAGCAAGCUCGACAAGCCAUGUCAAGAUCUCAGAUCGAUCUACCUAGCACUUCCAGACAGACUCAAGAGCUCAGACUGUCCGGACAGGAAGUGUACUACCAUUAUGCCCAAGGUAGACCAAGGUACGGUGUACCGCAAGUCUAUAUGAAGACAGAAAAUAACCAAGAAGCAGAAUUUCAACGACGAAACUCGACAAAAGGUAUCGAGAAAGCCGCGUCUCAGCCGCAACUCUCUUACGAGGACGAAAGAUCUGGUUGCGUUAACGAACAAUCAAAAAAUGCGGUCGAUGGGAUGAAAACUCUUACGGUGGAUCCGUUGGACAAAGAAAGAUAUGAGAUUACAGUGGAAGAUCGUGGACAAGGAGAAUUCGGGAAAACCGAGUCUCAAAGAAAAGACGAAUAUCGAGCAGAAACUAGUUUCGCUAUUCGCAGAGACGACGCUGUUAGAUGUUCUAAAAGAGAACAGGAGCAACUAGCGACCGCUAGUUCUUGUCAAGAGAAUCAAGAAUCGGAAACAUCUUUUAUACAAAAGAAAAUCGAAGAAUUGCAGAAACGACCCGAGGAGAAUCAUUAUAAUGUAAAAAUGUCGAAGGAAAGCGUGGAAACAGAUGUGGGUAAGAGUUCUUCGUCUGGCACAAAAAUUGGAAACGGCGAACCUCUGAAAAGAAUGGAGAAUCAAUACGCCAAAGAUUCUGCAAUGAAAUCGGAAACAAGGAAAGACGAGCUUGAACAUGGCAUCAGCCGAUUAAAAAUCCAGAAUCAGGGAUCUGGAUCGGAUUACGAUAAAGCCGGACAGAGUUCUUCCAAUGUUGAUUCGGGAAGAGGAUCUGCUGUUUAUUCCAGCGGAAGACGACCUCCGCCCGAAGAUCAAACUCAUCCCCCAGUACAAGACUCCGAAUGGGUGGACAUAGUCGAAUCAGAACUGCGAAGCAUUUUAGAGCCAAGAGACGUGCCUGCGAUGGCGCAUUCUACCCUAUCUGAAAGUGUAUCAUCGGUAACGCCACCUCUGCCGCCGCUUUCACCCCAUGAAAGUCCUAGAACACCAAGAAAUCGAUACUCAACGAGUUUGCCGUACGGAUCAAAACCUAAUUACAGCGAUUACAGCAAAACUAUUGAAAAAAGAGGAGGGUUUUCGAGUAGUUCGAAGCAUCGCGGUACUUCCACCUCAAAAAAAGAUGCUGCAAAGAAAUUCUCUCAUCAAGCAGCCGAUUUGACUUCGACUACAACUGGACUUGAUUUAGACUCCAUGUUGGACAGAAGUGAUUCCGAUUUAAGUACAAACGAUGCAAGAACGAUUAGGAAGCAAUUAGAAGGUCUAGAAAAUAUGUACAGCGAGGUACUCAAAUUGCUCGGCGGAAGUGUUAAAAAGAGACGGAAGGCCAGAGGUCUUACCAGUUACGGUUCCGUCUCAUCGUUGCCAACGUCAUCCGUUUCGUCGAGACCUGUCACAAGACACCAUGAUAAACGUAGAUCCCACGCUAUCGACGAUAGAAUGAAGAAAGCCAAAGAUAUAAAAAGCAUUAAUAAACGCUUCCAACGGCUAGAAUCUCACGUAGUCACACUUGCCAGAUCAGUGGCACACUUAAGUUCGGAAAUGAGGACACAACAUUUAAUGAUACAGGAAAUGGAGAACAUAAGGGGCGAAAUUGCUGCACUCCGAACGCAAACGAGCAUGGUAAUGGUGAGAUCACAGUCCCAACCAUUGAUCAAGGACUCCGAGCUGCCAGCUCUUUCCAAUCCUUCGAGGGUGAAAAAACUCACCAAAUUCUUUGGCACAGAACCACCACUCAUCAGACUAUUCCUCAGGGAACUUGGGUAUGAGAAAUAUGCAAAUGUGUUCGAGAAAGAAAAGGUCGGUAUGGUGGAGCUACCUUAUUUAAGCGAAGAGAGAUUACAAAAAAUGGGAGUUCCCUUGGGACCAAGGUUAAGGAUUCUGCAAGAAGCGAGAAUAUCGGUGUGCAAAGAUCCAAUUUAUGUCGUGUGAGUUCUAUAGAAUGGCUUGUUUUCUGAAAGUUUGCCCAGGCAAUUCCAAGUACGUACAUCCACCGGUAGCCAGUGAAAGGCAAUAAAAUACAUAAUCAAAUUUUAUCCACUGGAAUUUGGUGAAUUGUGUAUAAUAUAUUUGAAUUCAUAUCAAUAAAUAAAUAUUUAAAAGACAAAGAAAUAAUAACGAAAUUAAUUAAACGUUUAUUGUACACGUUGAUUAUACACCGAAUAUAUUGUAUACGAAUAUAGUAAACAAAGCAUGGUGCAUAUGUCUAUCAAACAUAUCCGUACUUUGACAGAUUUUUAUUUUACAAGUACUUUUAAAUACUCAAGUACAAAUAUAUAUAAACAUGUUUUAUUCUGAAUUCUAACAUUAAUAAAUCAUAAAAGAUAUGAAUCCUAAUUGGGAAUAUCUCAAUGAGAAGCAAUACCUGUCGAUGAGAACAUGUUUCAGAAAUGUAUCAGUCACAUAUAGAUUAAAGCUAAAGUAAAGUAAGGAAGAAUUAUUCAAUAACAAUUGUUCAUGAUUCUAGAGAUUUUGUCAUUCAUAAACGUAUUUCAUUUUUUUUCUAUAAUUUAUUAUAAAUUAUUGAUCGAAAUACAUAUCUAUGUGUAAUACUUGUAAUACAAAUGAUAACUGUCUCAGUCAUUAUUAUAAUUGAAUAUCUCAUGUAUCUUUAAAAUAUUAUACUAAGAGAACAGUUAGAAAGUUAAAACUAAUUAGUUAAAAGGAACAAUUUAAAGUAGAAGAAAUAAUAUUAACAUUAUUUGAAGUUAAUCAAUAUGUAAAUACUUUUUACGGUAAU